Messenger RNA from Beta vulgaris subsp. vulgaris (sugar beet), 3079 nucleotides. RefSeq names its product U-box domain-containing protein 33. Lineage: Eukaryota; Viridiplantae; Streptophyta; Magnoliopsida; Caryophyllales; Amaranthaceae. The transcript is spliced from 11 exons. Gene Ontology annotation, biological process: protein ubiquitination; protein phosphorylation. Gene Ontology annotation, molecular function: protein kinase activity; ATP binding; ubiquitin-protein transferase activity. The record is from RefSeq and is a predicted model, not a curated record. The coding region runs from base 239 to 2743 and encodes 834 amino acids.
AUCACUGUGUCACCAUCAUAGACUCGAUCAAUUUUCAUGUCUUAAUCUCAACUUCUGUUUUACUACUUCAACUGUAACAAUUCAGAGUUACUAAGUAUCAUAAAAACAACUUUUCUUUCGUUAAUUUGGCAAUUUCAUCUUCUUCAAAAGUUCAAGAUUUUUCUUCUGAUUUUUAACCCUUGAUUCGUUUGCAUUGUAUCUGAGAAACCCUGAAAAUUUUCUAGUGAAAAACAGAGUUAUGGAGAACAAGAUAUAUGUAGCAGUUGGAAAAGAUGUUGAAGAAAGAGAAUUUAUUCUAAAUUGGGCUUUAAACAUUUCAGAAGGGGAGACCAUUUGUGUAAUUCAUGUUCAUAUUCCUUCUGAAAUCAAUUCUAUGCCAUAUAAUUAUAAUGGUUCUGAAGCAUCUCAGGAAUGUGAAAGAAAAGAGGUGGACAACAUGCUAGAUGACUGUCUUCGAAUCUGUGCCCUUAAACAGGUUCCUUCUGAAAAAUUAUAUAUAGAGAAAGAGUCUAUUACUGAUGGAAUUUUGGAACUCGUAUCUCGAUUGAGGAUAACAAAACUGGUGAUGGGUGCAGGAGCUAGCAAUAAAUAUUCGAGGAGAAUCACAAAACCCUUAUCAAACAAGGCCAAUUAUGUGCUCCAACAUGCUCCUGAUUUUUGUCACAUAUGGUCUGUACGCAAGGAUCCUCUACUCACUACAAGGGAAGUUGUGAAGCAGCCAAGUCCAAAUGUUGAAGGGCUACCAUUACAUGUUUCUGAGGAUGAUGAAUCUGAUGCAGGUAUACUUAGUGGGGAAUUAGAUAGAUUCAGCCGUUCAGAUUUUGGUGGCUAUGGAGGAAGUUCUGAUGGAUUUGAAUCAUCUGAUCAGUCACCAAGAGUUAAUUUUUUUCAGUCCUCAACCCACUCUACACAAGCUGAAUCAGCUUUUAGUUCACCUCAAUUAUCAUUUGCAAGAGAUGAAGUCAGCGAAUCUGGUCUGGAGUUGUUGGCUCUGCCUCAGACAAAGAACUUACAUAAGGAGGAAAGCAAUUUGAUUAAUGAUCUGUAUGAUCAACUUGAACAAGCCAUAACAGAGGCAGAAAAUUCAAAGCAAGAAGCGUUUGAUGAAUCAAUUAGGCGUCGAAAAGCUGAGAAAGAGGUUCUGGAAAUAUCUUGCAAGGUAAAAGCUACCCAGAGAUUGUAUUUUGAGGAAUUGAGACAAAAGGAAGAGACAGAGGAAGAGCUGUCUGAGAGGAAUAAGGAACUUGAAGUCACAAAGGACCUGCUGGAAAAGGUCUCACGGGAACUCCAUCAGGCAUUGGAUCAGAAGUCUUCUCUGGAAAGCAAAUUUAAAAAUCUCUCUCUCUCGGAAACGGAGAUGUUAGAGAAACUAUUGUCUGCAGUGGACUUGUUACAGUUGUACAAGAAUCGCCGUGAUGAAUUGCAAGUAGAAAGGGAUCAUGCUUUUCAAGAAGCUGAAGAGUUAAGAAAAGAACUUGUUGGGAAACCAUCAAGCUCUCAUGCACCCAUGUUCUUCUCUGAAUUCUCCUUCUCAGAUCUAGAGAAAGCUACUAACUACUACGACCCUUCGUUAAAAAUUGGGGAAGGUGGGUAUGGAAGCACAUACAAAGGCUUCCUCCAUCACACAGAAGUGGCAAUAAAGAUAUUCAAGCCUAACACCAGUCAUAGUGCUCAAGAGUUUGAACAAGAGGUGGAUGUUUUAAGCAAGCUGAGGCAUCCAAACCUAGUAACUCCGAUUGGUGUCUGUCGUGAAUCUUGGGCUCUUGUAUAUGAGUAUUUUCCCAAAGGAAGCCUUGAGGACCGACUCAUCUGCAAAGAUAACACUCCUCCACUACCAUGGCAAAUAAGAAUCCAAAUAGCCACGCAAUUAUGCUCCGUCCUCAUUUUCCUUCAUUCGAGCCAACCUAGCAGCAUAAUCCAUGGGGAUCUAAAUCCUGCAAAUAUACUUCUAGAUGACAAUUUGGUGUGCAAACUCUAUGAUUUUGGUAAAAGUUGUGUAAUCUCAGAUGACAGAGUCUCAAUGGAACAAACAACUAGAUUCAUAACCUCUGAACUACGGGGCACUUUCACAUACAUAGACCCAGAGUUUCUUGCAACUGGAGAACUUACACCAAAGUCAGACAUCUAUUCAUUUGGGAUUAUAUUGUUGCACUUAUUGACUAGUAAACCAGCCUUUGGAAUAGCAAAGGAAGUGGAAUAUGCUCUGGACAGUGAUGAUUUCAGUGCGACAUUGGACCCAUCAGCUGGGGACUGGCCUUUUCUCCUGGCUGAGCAGUUGGCCCGCAUGGCUUUGAGGUGCUGUGACAUGAACCCAAGGAAUCGCCCUGACCUUGGAUCAGAUAUAUGGAGGGUUCUUGAACCCAUGAAAGCUUCAUCUCAACCGUUAUCUACACUUCUGCUGGCUUCUGAGAACCAGGCACCACACUAUUUCUUAUGUCCCAUCUUCCAGGAAAUGAUGGAGGAUCCACAAAUUGCUUCAGAUGGCUUUACAUAUGAAGCAGAGGCUAUCAGAGGCUGGCUAGAUAGUGGCCGUCAAACUUCACCUAUGACUAAUGUGAAACUUGCAAACAACGACCUUAUUCCUAACCGGGCUCUUCGCUCUGCAAUUCAAGAAUGGCUACAGUAUCAACGCAAGGUGGAUAUUUUAAGCAAGAUGCGGCAUCCAAACCUAGUAACUCUAAUUGGUGUCACCAUGAAUAUUGGGCUCUCAUUUAUGAGUAUUUGCCUUGAGGACCAAUUAUAGAGCACUCAUCCACUAGCCAGGCAGCUAUGCUCCGUCCUCGUCUUCCCCAUUCAAGCCAACCUAGCACUGAGCAGCAAUAUUCAUGGUAAUUUACUUUAAAGCUGCAAAUAUACUACUAGAUGACAAAGAAGAAAGAGGCAAAGUCACAUUAUAUUGAUAAUAUGGAGCAUUUGCAUAUUACUUCCUGUAUAGAGAGAUGGAGUCGCUAUCAAUUGUUAUGCAUGUAAACUUGACCAAUUCUUGAGUGACAUAAAAAAUAAAAUAAGAGGCAUAAAUUCAUUAUAAUAAUAUCAGCUUUAUUACAUUUUUUAAUAGAAUAUCAUUGAUAUUUAAUAA